Patella vulgata (common limpet) is the source of this 3987-nucleotide messenger RNA. Its product is annotated as monocarboxylate transporter 14. Gene Ontology annotation, biological process: transmembrane transport; monocarboxylic acid transport. Gene Ontology annotation, molecular function: monocarboxylic acid transmembrane transporter activity. The record is from RefSeq and is a predicted model, not a curated record. The coding region runs from base 236 to 2566 and encodes 776 amino acids. The transcript has 7 exons. NCBI's taxonomy places the organism in Eukaryota, Metazoa, Mollusca, Gastropoda, Patellidae.
AGCUGAUUUCAGUCUUUUGCAUACCGAUUCAUUGUUUGCAGUUUGCGACUGUUAACAAAUAAACGACGUAUAAAUUUGGGGGGAAAUAUUUGACCUGUCGUUCAAAUCAACUAGCUGCAGACUACGAUGGAUUAAGGUAAAAUGGAUUGAAGUUUGGCAUCGCAUAGUUCUGAUCUGGUAACACAUCUCUAAGAGAGCCACCAACACCAAAGCUGAUACCUAAAAAUAUAUUACUAUGCCAUCAAGAAAGACUAAUCGAAUUCCUUCCACAAAUUCGUGCCAAUCUGACGAUAGCUGCGACGAGUAUAUCCCGACUCCUCCUGAUGGUGGCUAUGGAUGGGUUAUUGUCGCAUGUUCGUUCGUAUGCAAUGUCAUUGUGGAUGGUAUUGGAUACUCCUUUGGCGUUUUUCUGGUGGAAUUUGUAGACUUUUUUAAGGAGCCGAAAAGUAAGGUAUCUCUUGUUGGGUCCCUCUUGGUUGGGAUGUAUUUGUUUGCAGGACCAAUAGUUAGCGGAAUGGUAAACAGAUAUGGAUGUCGACCAGUAGCUGUUAUUGGUAGUCUGGUGUCCACUGGAGCUUUUGUUCUAUGUACAUUCUCGCCAAAUGUGGAAAUCUUAACUCUUACCUAUGGCGUUAUAGGCGGUUUUGGUUUUGGAAUGAUUUACUUACCGGCUAUUGUUAGUGUUGGAUAUUACUUUGAAACAAAACGAGCAAUGGCUACGGGUAUAGCUGUAUGUGGAUCAGGGGUAGGCACGUUCAUGUUUGCCCCUUUGUCAAAAGUUCUGUUGGAUGUCUAUGACUGGAAUAAUGCCAUAAUGAUAUUGGCGGGUAUUAUACUACAAGCGGCUAUAUGUGGCAUGCUUAUGCGACCUUUAGAAGUGACAUCAACACCGAAGCUUAAACGCCCAAGAGCCAAAAACAUGAUUGACAGAAUUAAAGAGCAAACAAAAUCCAAAAGAUUUAGAUCUGAAUCAGAAUGUAGUAAUUACAUUUACAGUCCCCAGCACACCAAUUUAAUCUUAGAGCGGGUGAUGGAAGCGAAGUUGCAACGAGAACAAAGACUAGAAGACGACGAAUCAGAGUUGGCGUCUCUACCAAGCACCAUUUUUGUCAAGGGAUGUGGACGUCAAAACAGUCGAGACGCUCGUAUUCAUAAACUCUCGAUGUCUUCAGACAGAGGGGAUAUUAGUAGCCUCCCAGAAAGUCCAAGCCUCCCAAAGAUAACUGUACAGGAUAAUGCUUUGCCAAAGCCAGACAGUGUUACACGGCUAUCUAUAGCCGCUGACUCAACAGUUGAGGGAACAGUUACCACAGAACAAUCUGAAUACUUUACCCCACCAACAUCCCCUCAAGACAUAAGCUCACCCAGUUCUCCAGAACACGACCACAGUCCUGUAGACCAGAACCCUCCUGUCAAUUCGAGACCGAGGAAUCAAAGGAAAAGUGACCCUGAGAUCCAAAUCGCCUCAGUCAAACCUAUUAAAUUUUCAAAUGGAAGUCUUCCUAAUAAUAUUCAUCAUAAGAUACAAGAAUGUUCACCCUUACUCAGUGCAUCAGAUCCCAAAAAUAUCAUGGUGAAAAUGCAACCAACAGGAGGAACAAAGAGUAUUGUUGUAAAAGACAAAAAAAGUACUUUACUUUCUCAGCGUAAUUUAAAUGUUCCAAAAGAAGAUUACAAACGUCCCUUAUACAAAAAAGAUAUAUUUUAUAGUGGAAGUGUUUUAAAUAUCCCGCAGUUUCGUUCUCAGGUAGACAUGCGUAGCUAUAUUCAGAGUAUUACUACCAUACCUACAGAGCAACAUAAUGAAUCUGUUUUCUGGAAGUUACUUCCUAUACCUAAAUCUGCCAAAGAUACAAUGCGAGAGAUGCUGGAUAUAUCAUUAUUGAAAGAUGCUGGCUUUAUGAUGUUGUGUCUUGGUAACGUGUUUGUAUUCAUGGGCUUCUAUGUACCUUUUGUAUUUUUAGUAGACAAAGCUCAACUGAGCGGAAUAGAAGAAAAUAAAGCUGCCUUUCUUGUAUCUGUAAUAGGUAUUACAAACUGUUUUGGUAGACUUUUAUCUGGGUGGUUAGCUGAUCGCCCCAAUGUUAGCAGUCUAUUGGUAAAUAAUGUGUCUAUACUUAUCACUGGUAUAACAACAGCUGCCUUCCCAUUUUGUAAUGAUUAUAUUACUCUCACUAUUGCUGCAUCAAUUUUUGGAUUAUCACUAGGUGCAUUCAUAUCCCUGUCCUCUAUCAUCAUUUGUGAUCUCCUUGGAAUAGAAAAACUCACCAAUGCUUUUGGAUUAAUGACAAUGUUUAGGGGUAUCGCAGCUAUUGCAGGCCCUCCUUUAGCAGGGUUUACGUAUGAUACAACUAAAAGUUAUGAUAUAUCCUUUUAUAUGGGUGGAGCUUUGGUAACAGUAGGGGCUAUAUUGCAUUUGCUUCUACAUACACCCUUUUUCAGAACUAGUGAACAAGAUGUGUUUGAGCAAACUAUCACUCCAUUCAAUGACCAGGGACCUCAACCAGAGACAUUAACAAUAGAAAAGGUUGAAACAUUUAAUGCUGUGUCAAAUAAUUGUCAAUAGAUUACAACGUCUUGUAGUGGGAGUUUUCUGUACAUAGUGCACACACAAGUAUUAGCAUCAUACAAUAUAACAUCAAUAAUUAACAUAUUGAAACAUUUUUACGCUCCUGUUUACCUCUCAGAUCUUUUAGAACUUUAUACACCUGGUUAACAUUACGUACAACAGGUAAACUCCUUUUAAAGCCCCAAACCGUUCAACUAAUCUCUUCUGGUCAGUUUUAGUUAUCAAGCACCUGUUUUGCGGAAUAAUCUACCAUUUAGUUUAAGAUGCUGUAUAUCUCAAUGUUCUUUUAAAACAGCUUAAAACACAUUUAUUUAAACAGACGUUUAACUGACUGUAUACUCAAGCUUGUUCUUUUAUGGGUGUAUUUUUAUAUGAUUUAUUUAAACAGGCGUUUAACUGAAUCUGUAUACUGAAUUUUGUUGUUUUAUGGGUUUUGUUAUAUGAUUACAUUGUCAUUUUGUAAAGUGCCCUGAACACGUUAUAUGAAAGGCUACACUAUAAAUAUGCUGUAAUAAUAAUAAUAAGAGACGAUUAACCUUAGUCCUUUUAACCUAUAGCUUCUGCCUGUCGUAGGUCAUCUGUUCGUCAUAGGUCAUCUGUCUGUCAUAGGUCAUCUGUUCGUCAUAGGUCAUCUGUCUGUCAUAGGUCAUCUGUUCGCCCGUCCUCAUGAUCGCUUCGUUUCCGGAGGUUAUAUCGUUAUGGAUAUAAUUGGAAAUUUUCUCGAAUUUAAUAAUUUUACGUUUCUAUGGACACAAAGUUGACUGUCCAUCCCUGUCAGGGGCGUGUCCAGGAAUUUGAGCAAAGAGGUUUGCUAGGCACGUCAAGUUUGGCGUUAGGUAUUAGAAUAUUUCUGCCCAUCUAAGUACAUCCAUGUAUAGGAUUAGAGUGAGGCCAACACAGCGGUAAAGCUUUUUUGUUCAGCAUUAUUUCGAUAAAUGCAGGAGGAAAAGAAUAUGCCCUCCGCAACCAACGGACCACUCCCCUCUGGACAACCGCCUGCUUGUACCUUCCAAAAGAUACACACGUAACUGGGCCUUCUUGGUACAUUUUGUAUUCCAGUCAACUUGAAGGAUUUGAACUAAUUAGGCAUUGGGUUUGGGACAAAAGCAUAGCCAAGAUAGUGGUUUGUCUGAAAGUAAAACUUGGAUGUUAACCGCAUUUGAUAUGGAUCCUUUUACCUUCAAGAAAUCUGACCUCUAUCUGUUCACAAGCUUUUCGGAUCUUUAUCAAAUUUGGUCAACAUUCAGGUUUUCCUUUCGAAAAACAUGUUGUCUAUGACUAUCUGAAGUGUGAGCUUAGCGUGGCCAUCUUUUUAACAUGCAACCAGUGCAGGAAUAAAUCAGGUGGUGACAACAUUAACUAUGAUAAAAAUUUAUGAAAUAUGUAAUAAACAAUACCCCAGUCAUAAAUUAAAUCAA